CGAGGGGCGGGGCGCCUGUCAGGGAAGCGGUGCGCGCGGGUGGCGGGCGGGCUGGGGCUUCUCCACACAGUGCCAGCCCCAGCCCCAGACCCGCCCGCACCCCGCGCUCUCCCUCGUGCGCGUCGCGUCUCCAAGGACUCGCCAGCCCGCACUCCUGCUCUCGCCCGUGAGCCGCCUCAGGAUGGAGCUGCUGUGUUGCGAGGGCACCCGGCACGCGCCCCGGGCCGGGCCCGACCCGAGGCUGCUGGGGGACCAGCGUGUCCUGCAGAGCUUGCUCCGCCUGGAGGAGCGCUACGUGCCGCGAGCCUCCUACUUCCAGUGCGUGCAAAAGGAGAUCAAGCCGCACAUGCGGAAGAUGCUGGCGUACUGGAUGCUGGAGGUGUGUGAGGAGCAGCGCUGCGAGGAGGAUGUCUUCCCUCUGGCCAUGAACUACCUGGAUCGCUACCUGUCUUGCGUCCCCACCCGAAAGGCGCAAUUGCAGCUCCUCGGUACUGUUUGCCUGUUGCUGGCCUCUAAGCUGCGCGAAACCACGCCCCUGACUAUUGAGAAGCUUUGCAUCUAUACGGACCAAGCUGUGGCUCCUUGGCAGUUGCGGGAAUGGGAGGUGCUGGUCCUGGGGAAGCUCAAGUGGGACCUGGCUGCUGUGAUUGCACACGAUUUCCUGGCUCUGAUUCUGCACCGCCUUUCUCUGCCCAGUGACCGACAGUCCUUGGUCAAAAAGCAUGCCCAGACCUUUUUGGCCCUCUGUGCUACAGAUUACACCUUUGCAAUGUACCCUCCAUCCAUGAUCGCUACAGGCAGCAUUGGGGCUGCAGUUCAAGGCCUAGGAGCCAGCUCUAUGUCUGCAGAUGAGCUUACAGAGUUGCUGGCAGGAAUCACAGGCACGGAAGUGGACUGCCUGCGAGCCUGUCAGGAGCAGAUCGAAGCUGCCCUCCGGGAGAGCCUCAGGGAAGCUGCCCAGACUGCCCCCAGCCCAGUGCCCAAAGCCCCCCGGGGCUCUAGCAGCCAGGGGCCCAGUCAGACCAGCACUCCCACAGAUGUCACAGCCAUCCACCUGUAGCUUGGGACAGGCCCCCUCAGGUGGCCACCAAGCAGAGGAGGGGCCACUGCCACCCCUUCCCUUCCUCUAGGAACAAUCCAUGCUAUAUCGGAAGCCCGAUGGGGGGUCCUCCUUCCCCUCACAAAGCCCAAGGGGCCAGGUCCUGCCUAUCCCCACAGUUGUGCACUAAGGUGCUGGUUGGCCAUGAGGGCUCUGCAUGGCCAGUCAGCUCCUCCUCCUUCCCACCUGACCAGCUCAGCUGUUCUGGGCCAUGCUGGUCAGAGAAAUCCAAACAGGUAAAGUCCAUGCACCAGCAUUCCUUGUGAGUCCCUCCUCUCUGGGGCUCUAAUUUUCUCAAUUGCCAAAACGCCCCAGUUCCUUCCAAAGGUGUUGCCCCUCCUAGGGUCAGUGCAUUUGGAUUCGGGUCCUUCAAGCAUCCUGAUAACCGUGCAUGAGGUACCAAAUAGAUGGCUGCUGUGUAAUCCAUGCUCCCAGCUGCUCUUGGAGGGAACAGCCUAGGCCUUGGUCAGAGGGGCAAGAACCUACCAAUUCUUGCUUUGCUUCCUGCUUAGCUUCUGUGAUUGAGGGCUCUUUGAGGGGUGCUGAUGGUCAUUUUAAUUUAUUGCUUUGAAUACAACUGUAAGAGGGUACAGUGAGGCCUGUACCCCACAAGCGGUGGUAACCCUGGUGGUUGCUGUUUCCCUCCCCUCUGCUACCGCUUUGUGGUCCAGGAGCUGCUACAGCCUGGGAUGGGGCCAUGCCUUCCUCUCCUGAGGCCCUGUACCUCGUCUUCCAGCAGAGGGUUUGAGUAAGGAUGGAUGCUGUGGAGGACAGAGCCUAUCUGGAGAGGUCCAAGCCCUAUUGACACAGGUCUUUCCUUAGGCCACAAGGUUUGGGCUGGUGGCCCAUUUCUAUCAUGCUGCCUUAAUAAAGAUUCCGGAAUAAAACUUG
Cricetulus griseus (Chinese hamster) is the source of this 1990-nucleotide messenger RNA. The record is from RefSeq and is a predicted model, not a curated record. Lineage: Eukaryota; Metazoa; Chordata; Mammalia; Rodentia; Cricetidae.